Molecule: messenger RNA, 5467 nt
Organism: Pogona vitticeps (central bearded dragon)
Lineage: Eukaryota; Metazoa; Chordata; Lepidosauria; Squamata; Agamidae
Source: RefSeq, a predicted model, not a curated record
CGGUUAUGGCCCAGCUAUUAAAAAUGCAGGUUUGAAAUCCCAUUCUUGCCAUUCCUACGGCAUGCAGGGUUCCUCCAAAAUCUUCCGUGGACACACGAUCGGAAAGUGAACGUGGGAAGCAUGAAAGGAGGAAGAGCCACGCUCGCUCCACUUUAAAGCUGGCAAAUGAAUUUCCCGUUUUCUGGACCCGAGGAAGGAAAUGCAGAAGCGAAGCACGACUAGAGGUAGUGAGUUGCUUCUUGCCUGCCUUGGUCCCAGACCGGGAAGAACAAGAGAGUGGAUAAGCGUGCUUACAUUGCGAAAAACGAAGAACCUCAGCUUCGGGCUAUUGAUACGGGAAGUGCGGGGUUGAGGGGGGGGGAGAGGAAAGACAAGGAACCACCCAGGCAGACUGACAUCCCCCCCCCCCCUCAACAGCGGGCAGCUGAAAAACGAGAACCGGAGUCCAUUGCAAGCCCUGCGGCGAGGACGACACAGGCUUAGCUAUGGCUUCUCCUGCUACGAGCCGUAGAAGGCAGGCUACACACCCAGAAGGAGGCCGUCCAUGUCAAAGAUGAGGUAUCUUUGAAAUAAUCUCACUUGAAAGAGUGGAAUGAUGUUUCUUCUACUUUCGAUGCUUUAUCUGUGUCCAACAAGCAAUGCUAUAAAUGAAAAGAUUUCAGAGCCAAAUGUUAUCCUAUUCAUGGCUGAUGACCUUGGCAUCGGAGACUUGGGAUGCUAUGGAAACACAACUCUAAGAACUCCCAAUAUUGACAAAUUAGCUAAAGGAGGUGUAAAGCUGACACAACACAUUGCAGCCUCACCUCUGUGCACCCCCAGCAGAGCUGCAUUUUUGACAGGCCGGUAUGCUGUCAGAUCAGGAAUGACUAGCUUGCAUCGAACAGGAGUGUUCCUGUUUUCUGCCUCUUCUGGUGGACUGCCUACAGAAGAAAUAACAUUUGCAAAACUUCUGCAGCAAAAGGGUUAUGCCACUGCUCUUAUUGGCAAAUGGCAUCUUGGGAUCAAUUGCAACAGCAGUGAUGAUUUCUGUCACCAUCCCUUAAGCCAUGGAUUUGAUUAUUUCUAUGGGAUUCCUGUGAACAAUUUAAGAGACUGUAAACCUGGGCAAGGAAGCGUGUUUAAAAAGGGCUGUGAAAUGUACAUUCCUGCAGUGCUCCAGAGCGCUGGGAUUGCUCUCGUCUCUUUGGCUGUUCUGCACUAUAUAGGUCUCCUCAGGGUUCCUCACAGAGCACUGGGCUGUUUUUUCUUAAUCGCUGCAGUUUUAAUCGGAAUCUGGUUCUUCUUCUUAUAUACUUUCCGGCAUCUCAACUGUUUUUUGAUGAGAAAUUACAGUAUCAUCCAGCAACCCUGGAAGUAUGAGAACAUGACUCAAAGAUUUACAGAAGAAGCCAAAAGGUUUAUACAAAGGAACACGGAUGCACCAUUUCUUCUUUUUGUGGCUUAUCCUCAGGUACAUACAGCACUUUUUGCAUCCCAGACAUUCAGAGGAAAGAGCAAACAUGGAUUGUAUGGGGAUGCUGUGGAAGAAAUGGACUGGAGUAUAGGACAAAUUCUCCAGGCACUAGAUCAAUGGAACUUAAGUGCAAAGACUCUUGUGUAUUUCACUUCUGAUCAAGGGGCCCAUGUUGAAGAAGUGUCAAGCAAUGGAGAAGUCAAUGGUGGCUAUAAUGGAAUAUAUAAAGGUGGAAAAGCUACAAAUUGGGAAGGUGGGAUUCGAGUUCCUGGUCUUUUCCGUUGGCCUGGAGUGGUUCAGCCUGAUGUACAAAUCCAUGAGCCAACCAGUAAUAUGGAUAUAUUCAGCACAGUAGUUAAACUGGCUGGAGCACAGCUGCCUAAUGACAGAAUUAUUGAUGGCCGUGAUCUGAUGCCCUUGCUUCAAGGCACAACUCUUCAAUCCAAGCAUGAAUUUCUCUUCCAUUACUGUAAUGCAUAUUUAAAUGCAGUGCGCUGGCAUCCAAGAAACAGUGAAUCGAUUUGGAAGGCUUUUUUCUUCACUCCGAGGUUCAGUCCUGAAGAGUCCAAUGGUUGCUUUCACUCUCAUGUCUGCUUUUGUCACGGAGGCUUUGUUGUGCAUCAUGACCCACCGUUACUUUUCGAUCUCUCCAAAGACCCAGAAGAAAAAAAUCCACUAACUCCAGAAACAGAGAGUCGCUUCUAUGAAAUCCUUCAAGUCAUUCAGCAAGCAGUGAACAACCAUACCAAGUCACUGCCUGCUGUUCCCAACCAGCUUUCCCUGGGCAAUAUUAUAUGGAAACCGUGGCUUCAACCAUGUUGCUCUUCCUUCCUCAAGUUAUGCCAAUGUGAUUAUGAGACAUAAGAGGACAGAUAUUUGCUGGAAGCAUGGCAUCACUAAUCUAUAAUCACACACAAAUGGAUAGAUAGACAGAACAACACAGGAUAAAGUAUCAAAAUUUAAUGAGAAACAUUUCAUAGAGGCCAUAUGGAGAAAUGACCUUUCUAAAACAUUUGUAGCCAUUUUGCUGAAAUACAGUGAAGAAAAAAGUGUUUCAUGAACUCACAGGUGUGAGUAUUACCUUGAACACACUUUUUUCAAAGCAGUCUUUGAAGCACACCCUUUUUUGGCAGAUCUUGUCCCACAGAUAAUAGCUAUAUACAUAGAAAUUUUCAACAACAUUGUUGCUUACGUGAGUUUUCUGCAAGAGAAAUGCUGGAAGACAGUAAAAUAAGGUCCAACUCCAGGCUUUAUGGCAUGUGUUCUGCAUCAACAUGAUCUGACUAAUAGGUUGGAAAAAGAUAUCCCUUACAGCCAGGGUGGGUAAACUGGUGCCCACCAGAUUUUGUUGGCUGGCAGUUCCCAACAGCCUAACCAGCAUAGCCAAUGGAGAGCCACGCUGAGAGUAGAGUGUUGUAAAAUAUACAAUCUACUCUAUAUAAACGAAUUCUUUGUUUUCAUCCAGUUAACCUAUCUUGACAAGACAGAACAUGAAAUUUUAACAUCCCAGGAGAAUCCUAACAUAACAGGUGUCCUACAUUUUCAUGUCAAUAUGUCCAUCAUUUGUGCAAAUGCUCUCUGUGCAAGCUACUGUCCUUUUCUGUUGAAAAACAAGACACGUGUAUGGCAAGCCCUGGACAACUUGUGGCCUAUUUAAAAGGGGGGGGGAUGCAAAUAUUCCCUCUGAGUCUUCUAAUCCUUACAAAGUCCAGGCAACAAAGCAGCAGCCAUCACCAUAUUAGUUCCUUGCAUGAGUUGUCAUAAGCAUUAUCUGGCUUAAAGCUUUCUGGUUGCUGUUUCGCAGAAUUUGCCAAAACUAAGACAUAAAAUUCCUAUCUUCACUCUCUUCUUUUGUCAAGAACAUUACAAAAUACCUCUCUGUCCAACAGGAUUAGGAAAAUAAUUUUCCUCACCCUUUACACUUGUAUGCAAGAAAGGGCAAAUGCACAUUUUCAUCCCUAACUGUGAGCUGACAUUCUACAACAUCUGUAGGACCAUCCUUGGUUUACACUCUGUCAACUGCAAUGCAUAUUAAAAUAAUCAAAAAAGGCAAGCAUGCGUCCUGCCAGACCCUCCUCCUGAAAUUCCCAUCAAAAAUUCCAGAGCUGCACUGCCUCCUCCCACAUCUCCCCUUUAUCUGAUGUGGUUGACAACAACCAUGAGCCCUGCAACUUCCACCAUCUUAUUCCCAUAAUCACACCUUUUUCCAGCUGUCCUGCAUUAGGCAGCGGCCCUUCCUCCACCUCCUGCAGUGCAUCCCUGACAACUAAGGGAAUGGGAGAUUCGCUUUAUCCUAGGCUCCCCUUGGGUUGUAGGACAGGGUCAGACAGCCAACUGGGGCACUUGAGGUGACCUUCUCACACCAAGUCACCUAGAUUUCCAUCUUCAUUACAACCAUACCAUCUCCUUUUCAUCAAGUUGGUGCCACACAAGAGCAUCUCAUAUUGUACAUUGGGCUGCCCCAAACAUUUUAAGACUGAAAAAUGUCUCUCCUCCCAGUUGCAUGGAUAGAAACUGAAUCCUCUGGCAGUUAAAUCAUGACAAAGAGUUCCUUCACCACACCCGAGAUCAGCAGGUUAGCUUCAGGGAGUGCUGCACACAGGUAGGUUGGAUCCAGGAUCUGCCUUCCAUUGGCAGAAGGGGCUCUGCAUUAUUUGGAUAUCUCCUUCCUCCUGCACAGUGGUUUACCCCAUUCUGUACUGUCUACUAGCCUGCCUUGUCUUAUUUUUAGAAAGCUGGAGAGGUUGUUGUGGUGAGGAAGGUAUGGAAAGUCCAUCCAAAUCAGGAUCCACUUCAUACCUAUGUCUUCCAGCACCUUGCCAACAUCUCUCAUCUCCUCUGUCUUGUCUGAGAGAGAUUUCUUUUCUCAGUUUGGAAAACUAAGGGAAAAUAUCAACAUAUGGAUAUGAUGCAUAGCAUCUCAUGAGAUGACUGCAUUCAUUGACAAGCAGCUGAUAGUAUUAAUUAUUCAUGGCAUCUUUGAACAACGGUGCAACAAUACUGAUGUACUUUAUGUUGUAGCAUGAGACAUGAUGCAUUUUGAUAAGCGCAAGUUUUAAUGUAGUGUCAAAACUCAUACUUAUUUGCUCGCUACUUAUCUAUGACAACCAAAUUAGUCAAACAAUUGGAUCCUACUUCAAGGCCUGAUGUUUUGGGGAAAACAAUUAAGUUUUUGGGACACAGCAAAUCCUGAGCUCAUUUAGAUGUCAAUCCCACUAUCAAUGUUUAGAAUAUUAAAGGGUUAGUUGAACAUACAAUAUACUGAACUGUAAUUACUGUUAUUGUUCACUCUUACAUAAAGAAAAAAGUAAUAAGUAAGUUUUAAUGAAGUCUAUGCAUGCAACUGUUAAUUACUCAAAGUUCACUGCUAUAUCAUAAUGCACUGAGAGAUUUUGUGGUCCGCAAGGUGAUAAUGAAAUCUCUGGCAGUGAACAUCUAAGCUCUCCUAGCACUUUACAGAAGAACAGGGUGAUCAACCCUGCUCUGAUUUAUGGUAAGGGCAGUGAAGAAAGGUUUAGGAAAAGGAUGAGGCCAAAACCUAUAGAAAGCAAUUGAACAUGAAAUCAGGAAAACCCAAGAAACAGAAGUUGAUAGAGGGAUUUGUACAGGGGAGUGAAAAUAGGAACAUAGGAAGAUGUUGUUUUGGUCUAGCUAGAUUGGGAUUUUUGCACUGUCUAGAAGUGGCUUUCUAUGGCCUAGAUGUCAUUGUGUCAAUGUAUUUGUGCAACAGACUGUAGCACAGAAUAUUUUAGCCACCAACUCACUGACCCACCCAAGAGACAGGUAGAACACAUUACAGUAGUGCAAACGGGGUGUAACUAAGACAAACGUCACUGUGGCCAGAUCAGACCUUUCAAUGGAUAUGAGUAAUUAUUAUUAUUAUUUGUUCUUCAGAUCAAGUUUAUUGUAUUAGCUAAAAGCCCUCACAAUUAUUGAAUACAGAAAUGGCCAGAUAAAAACAUGAUAAAAACCGUCGCAAUUGUUUUAAAUACAGAAAUGGUCAAGUAUAAUCAU